Solanum dulcamara is the source of this 477-nucleotide messenger RNA. RefSeq lists its product as uncharacterized. NCBI's taxonomy places the organism in Eukaryota, Viridiplantae, Streptophyta, Magnoliopsida, Solanales, Solanaceae. Bases 1 to 477 code for a protein of 158 amino acids. The record is from RefSeq and is a predicted model, not a curated record. The transcript is spliced from 2 exons.
AUGGAGUUAGAGUUUGUCGGUCUAGAGCUAGCUGGUUCUGAGGCUGAGUGGCUAAGAAAUUUCUUAGCAAAUAUCCGUUUGAUAAAGGAUGUAUUCCCUCUUGUGUCUAUGCAUUAUGAUUGCCAAGCCGCAAUUGCUAUUGCGAAGAAUAAAUCUUAUAAUUAUAAGAGUAGACACAUGAAAUUGAGACAUGAUGUCGUUAAGCAGCUGCUAAGAGAUGGAAUAAUAUCCAUUGAUUAUGUGACGUCAGAAUUGAAUUCGGCCGAUUCUCUGACUAAACCCGUGGAAAGAAAAUUAAUUCUUCAAACCUCGAAAGAGAUGGGAUUAAGAAUAUUCUCAAAUGGAGUGGAAGGUGGAUUUGCCUUCAACUACUUUAGUGGAGCUUGCCUUGUUAUCUCAAUUGCUGCAGCUGCUGGUUCUUUUGCUGGACUUGUUUCUGAUUUACAAGUUUUCGGGCCUUUAAAGACACCUAAUUGA